This is a messenger RNA of Solea senegalensis (Senegalese sole), 1394 nucleotides long. Its product is annotated as transcription factor E2F5-like. The coding region runs from base 196 to 1209 and encodes 337 amino acids. Lineage: Eukaryota; Metazoa; Chordata; Actinopteri; Pleuronectiformes; Soleidae. The transcript has 10 exons. Gene Ontology annotation, biological process: regulation of transcription by RNA polymerase II. Gene Ontology annotation, molecular function: DNA-binding transcription factor activity, RNA polymerase II-specific; protein dimerization activity; RNA polymerase II cis-regulatory region sequence-specific DNA binding. Gene Ontology annotation, cellular component: RNA polymerase II transcription regulator complex. The record is from RefSeq and is a predicted model, not a curated record.
AUCGCUAGUGUUAGUGUAGUGCUUUAACGUGUGGCGUUGUGUUGAAGUUUAACCGCUUAUAUUUAAAUUUAUACGCUUGAAUUUGUUUCGUUAAUUCACACACAGUCACUUCUCGUUGACGGAACUGCUAGCCGUAGCUUAGCGGAUCCAGCGUGAACUGUGCACCGCUGUUCCUGACAACAACCAGUCAGCAGCAUGAAUAACAAAAGAAGCCCAGACUGUCUGGACAGCGAGGCCACCGGACAAGACCCGCUCCCUAAAAUACCAAGGAUUAUGAAGAGCCUCCAGCUGAUCGCCAUUGGGUUUGUUAAGCUGCUACAAGAAGCUGAGGGUGGAGUGGUGGACAUCCAGGAUGCUGCCAAAAUCCUGGCUUCUGAUCAGAAAAGGCGGAUCUAUGACAUCACAAAUGUGUUGGAGGGCGUCGGUUUAAUCAUGAAAAUAUCGAAGAGGAAAGUCAAGUGGAUUGGUGCAAAUCCAGGCCAGGAAACGUUUGACCGCAGAGUGUUGGAGUUAAAGUGUGAGCUGGAUGAUUUGGAGCAGAGUGAGUUUAUGUUGGACCAGCAGAGACAGUGGGUCGAACAGAGCAUCAAGACCACGAGAGACGACUGCAGCAAUCUGACAUAUGUGAAUCACGAAGAUAUCUGCAACUGCUUCAGAGGCCACACACUCUUGGCAGUAAAAGCACCUUCUGGCAUCCAUUUGGACGUCCCCAUUCCCAAAGCUAGCCUGAGAGGUCCAGUGCGGUACCAGAUCCACAUGAAAAGCGCCGGUGGACCCAUAGACAUCCUACUCCUGAGCACAAACUCUGCCACCUCUGAUCCCGUCACUCUGCCUGUGCCGCCGCCCGAGGACGUUUUACGCAACGCCAAAUUGGCCACGCACACUUCAGAUGCGACAGGAGGCGGCGACGCACCUGCUGAUGCCGUACACUGGAAUGAAGUGAGACAGACUGACACACAGCAGGACACACAGCGUCCUUACGCAUCAUCUUUUCUUACAGCAAAGACCAACAGAAUGGACUCGCCACUAAUGCAAAAUUUAUCAAAGGAACUGAGGAAACUCCUGGACCCGACCACAGAAAUAACCAAAGCAGAUAUUUUCACAAAGCUGAUCUCCUCUGAAGUUUUUCCUGCACUCAGACACUUAUUUCCGACUCCUCCAUCUCAGUGUGACUCUGAUCAGACGCUGGUGACCGGGAACUCUUCAUGACGAGACUUUGUAUGUAAAGUUUUUCCCUCUUUGCACACAAAAGUCAUUUGAUGUAGGCCACAGUGGUGUUGCAAUGGCUGAAGAGUGUUGCCUCAUAGCAAGAAGGUUUUGAAUCCCUGUGGUGGAGUUUGCACAUUCUCCCAAAAUCCAAAAACAUGUGGAGGUUAACUGGACACUCUACCAGA